This is a messenger RNA of Haliotis rubra (blacklip abalone), 1038 nucleotides long. RefSeq names its product sodium- and chloride-dependent betaine transporter-like. Gene Ontology annotation, cellular component: membrane. Lineage: Eukaryota; Metazoa; Mollusca; Gastropoda; Lepetellida; Haliotidae. The transcript is spliced from 7 exons. Gene Ontology annotation, biological process: sodium ion transmembrane transport. Bases 1 to 1038 code for a protein of 345 amino acids. The record is from RefSeq and is a predicted model, not a curated record.
AUGGCAAGUUUAGCAGCGGUGUGGUACCAAAAUGCUCUUGGCUGGACUCUUUUCUAUCUCGGAAUGUCCUUCAGUCCUGACCUAACCUGGAGCAGCUGCAGCAACUGGUGGAACACUGAAGACUGUGUGGAUGGUGAUUACCGUUACUCAGGGGAGACCCUCAACACCAGUUUACCUGGAACAGAGAACGCAACACUACGAGCUAUGGACAGUCUCUCCAACUUCUCGCUCUUCAAUACUGGCGCGGGCGAGUUCUGGCAGUAUAGGGCGCUGGGGGUGUCUGAGGGGGUCCAUGACACAGGUACCAUCCAGUGGCACCUUGCAGUCUCCUUACUUGGUUCAUGGAUCGUUAUCUUUCUGAGUCUAGUGAAAGGUAUCAAACGUAUCGGCAAGGUUGUGUACGUGACUGUCCUUCUGCCGUACCUGCUACUGGCAGUUCUCUUCAUCAGGACCAUACUUUUACCAGGCGCUGUGGAUGGAGUUGUGUUCUAUUUAAGCCCAGAUUUCAGCAAGCUGUUAGAAGUUCAGGUUUGGCUUGAGGCUCUUCUUCAAAUAUUUUACUCUAUUUCUCCCGGAACUGGUGUGGUGGUCAACUUGUCGAGCUACAACAAGUUUAAUGAAAAUUGCCUGAGAUGUUGUUACUUGACACGUGCUUCGACUCAUAGUACACUGUUUUCAUUUGCAGGACCUGGUUUGGCUUUUGUGGCAUAUACCGAGGGCAUAAUGCAACUUCCCUUUCCCGACAUAUGGGCCGUGCUCUUCUUUCUCAUGCUCUUCACCGCAGCUCUUGAUUCUCAGUUUGCCAUACUCCAGAAUGUCCUGACGGUGGUUUUUGACCAAUUUCCAAACAAGCUGGGGACACACCGUGGUCCUGUAACUGCCGUUAUAUGUGCUGUUUGCUUCCUCUUCGGCCUGUUGUUCACAACUCAGGCGGGUGUGUACUAUCUGCAGCUGUGUGACUGGUAUCUAAGUGUUUUCAGCGUGCUUCUCUUUGCCAUCUUGGAGACAAUCGUGUUCACGUGGAUUUAUGGUGAGUAG